Molecule: messenger RNA, 871 nt
Organism: Anolis carolinensis (green anole)
Lineage: Eukaryota; Metazoa; Chordata; Lepidosauria; Squamata; Anolidae
Product: C-type lectin
Exons: 6
Coding region: 143-628 (161 amino acids)
Molecular function (GO): signaling receptor activity
Source: RefSeq, a predicted model, not a curated record
UUGAAGCAGUUAGCUCAGCUUAGUAUUGCAUCAUUGAUGUUUGCCCAGCAAAUGUAUAACAGUCACUCAGAAAAAGAAACGCCCAUCUCUGCUGCCCACCACAUCUCCACCCUGGAGAACUUCAGUGCAAGAUUUUAGCCAGAUGAUGGGACGUGUCGCCUACUUCAGCCUAUGUCUUUUUGACAUCCUGCUCUUCAGUACUUUCCCAGAAGCUGAGGCUAGUAUCUGCGCAAGGAACUGGUUGCAAAACCAGAGGAACUGCUCUGCAUAUUUUGAUACAAAAAUGACAUGGCACCAAGCAGAGAUUGAAUGCCAGAGCUAUGGCCGUGGGGCACAUCUUGCCUCCAUCCUCAGUGAGGCAGAGGCAAACCUGCUGGCCCAUCACAUCUCCUCUCACCAACAAAUACCAAAUAAUGUCUGGAUUGGACUGCAUGAUCCCCGUGGGAAUAGACGAUGGAGGUGGUCUGAUGAAUCUGUCUACAACUUCCAGGCCUGGAAUCAGUCCCAACCGAAUAUAUCCAGAAGGAGCAAAUAUUGUGUAGAAUUGCUUUUAUCCACAGGAUUUAAAAAAUGGAAAAAUGCUUUGUGCCGGAAACCCAAUACCUACAUUUGCAAGUACCAGCUCUAGAGAAGACUGCAACUUCCUGCUAUGCCUUCCUGAAUGCAAAUGAAAUUUAAAAAAAAAACAAGAGAUGAGCUAAAUAGCAGAUCCCUCCUGAUGCCAUUGUCUCAUCGUCCACAUAGAGCUCCAUAUUCUUUCCUGAAGCAACUUCCUACUUGGUUCCCAUCUUCCCUUCAUUUUUUUUUCAUGGCUACAGAGAGCACAACUGAAUGUUAAUGAAUCCCUAAAUAAACAGCUAUAUCCACACAA